AAAUACAAGUGACAAGUGGAAUAUUCCAGACUGACUAUUUUAUACCAUGCCAUAGGUGGGAAGGCGGGAGUAAAACCGUCGACUAUAGAACGGCUUUCCUGUGUUCUGAUUGGCAAGAGAUUUUUGGCUGUAUUUUAUAUGGCAUGAUAUAAAGCAGUGUAUACCUCAAUUGUUAAUUUUCUUGAAGUCAGUGCAAUGUCCUACAUGUCUUGAGGUUGACGAUCUUAGGAAACCCGUGGCCGGAAAGAAACAUAUCUACAAAUCAACUGUUUAUUUUUCUUUUUUCAGGUUGGCGUAAGUUUCUCAGCGAUAUCAGUUCGCUACUUGAAUUGAAUUUCGUAUUAUAGAUAGUUGUAGGCGUUAGUGUUUCAUCCAACUCCGCAUUCAUUUGUUUUCUGAGCUGUCUGCUGUAUCAAUAAUUAUUUAGUUUUUCGGGAAAUUCCAGGCUAAAGGACGCAGCAGUUAGUACGAAAUAAACACUAAUGCCUCAAGUAGGCUAACAAUCAUUUUUUAUCUUUUCAUUUUAAGCAGACAAAAUCUGUCUUAUAAAACGGUCAGUGGAAAUUAAAUUCCCCAAGCAGAAGCUACUUACGACCUAUGAAAAGAAAAGUGGCGAAUUUCAGGGAUUUAGACGGUCAAGUGAUGUCAUUUAUUUUCCAACCGGAGCUCUUUCAGGGGAAUACAACUUUAACUUUUUGUUUUCGUUUUAUUUCGACUCUUCGAAUCAGAAACACAAUGAAUAGCCAAAAUUUUCCGAAAGUUCUCGGCCUGGAAAAUUUAAACACUAUCCACAUUUUUCGCAUCUAUUAAAGACACACAUGUUGGUUUCACGGAUAUCACAUGAUCAGAAUAUCUUUUUUAAAAUUAUGAUGAUGUCAGAUACAUAGGGCAAUACGUGUCACAAGCCGUAAUGAUCUCGGCUUUUAUUUACAUUAUGAAAUGAUCAUGAUUACCAUAGAAGUCAACUGAAUCUUUGAAUUUUUAAAAUGAUGCUUGAAAACCUAGUUGUGCGUAUGACUUUCGUCGCAGAACUGUUCUUUUUUUCUCGAUUAUGCGAUAGCGCUGUGGACCCAAGAAACAUAAUCACGAUCAGCCAACCACAGAGAGGCGCUGUUUGGAUAUCGGGACAUAACUCUUAUCCAAUUGCAUGGACUCAGUCGAAGUUUUGCUUCAAAUGGAACAUAGAACUACUGGACAGUGAGGAGAACAAAGUGGUAGAGAUUUCAUCAGGUUUAAGCGAGUUUAAAGAUGAUAUAAUGAAGCAUUCUUGGCUUGUUCCACAGACCAUUCAAUCGGGCAGUUAUCAUAUUAAAAUUUGCGAAAACAGUGCUCCAGAAACUUGUGGCGACAGCGGUUCAUUCACUAUCAGGAAUGGCAACGAGCCCGUUUCUGUUGACGAGGAUGAUUCCGAAGCGUUCUCUCCAGUGCAGUCUACUCAAAUGCCAGGACAGUUUGCUCCUAAUAAUGUAACGAGCCAAAAGAAGACCGCUGAUCUCCACGAGUUACCUCAUGAGCUGCGUCGGCAAAAGCGUGUGGAACGAGAACAGCUGUACUUCAAACGCAUGACUGAGCAGAUCAACCAACAGGAGAACGGGGAAUGUACGAUUGAUCGUGUCCAUCGGCCUUCAGGAAAGACCUUUUUGGAGCGUUACAUGAAGCCGCGUAAACCUGCUAUUUUAACGGGAAUGAUGGACAGCUGGGAAGCCACAAAGUCCUGGGACUUUGAUCAACUUGGAAGUAUCCUCACUAAAGGUGUCAAAGUUGACGUCAUGGAAGGUAUCACUCCCUAUUCCCAAUGGAAUAAAUUUCGCAGUCGGUUUUCUGAUAUUUACAGAGAGCCAGCAAAAGUGAUCAUGAAGGACUUUCAUCUAAUUUACCCCGAGCUGAUGGACUCAAUGAGUUUUCCGGAAUUCUCUCAAGACUACCUGGAGGUCGUAGAAGAAGACAUUCGUCCUUCCCAGCUGUCUUUUGAGAUGACUCCCAAGAGAUCCGGAUUUCACUGGCGCGUGGAGGCGCUGAACGCGUCUUUGUGGAGCGCUUUGAUUCAUGGACGGAGACGCUGGGGUCUUUAUCCUCCUUAUCAUUACUUUAUACCGGGUGCAGCGCACAACAAUCAUCGGACCCAGGACUCUCACCAAUCGGAGCCAUUUAUAUGGUGGAUUUACACCAGACCUGAGUUACAAGACGAUUACAAACCGCUGGAAUGUGUACAGGAACCGGGGGAGUUGCUUUACAUUCCCUCGGGGUGGUGGUGGAGCAAUGUCAACAUUGAUGACUCGGUUGCGAUGCAGAAAUCAACCUGUGAUGAGACAAAUAUCCGAAUAUGCAUGGAUGAGUUAAAAGAAUUAGCUGACAGUGCCGGGGACAACUUUCAUGCUGACGUAUUUAUUCAACUACGUCAUUAUCUGGCCAAACGGGAUCCAGGGGUCCUUACGGAUGAUGACCAGCUGUUCAAGUCUCCCAUUAGAGAUCUGGGGAAAACUAACACUGAGUACAGAGAUCGUUUUCAUGAAGACGUGUGGAAGAAAUAUUUCGAAGAUGUGAUGGAGGAUGAGGAUUCCUGAUAAACAAACGCAUUGGCGUCCCAUGAAGAUGUUUAUAUAAAAAAUUAAAGAUGGAAUGCUGUGCUCGCGGUUCUUGCACAUGAUUUAUGACAGAGCCACUCAAGGUUAUCAUGAAUGCCUAUGAAAUAUAGGAACUAGAAGUAAGCUGUUUUGAGAGUUCAGUAUUAAGCUUUAAUUUAAAUGUGUAAUUUUCCUAAGACGCUCCUCGCUAAAUUAUGUCACAGAUUUUGUUUAAAAUAAAUAAAGAACAAGUACUCUGGGUGAAUUUAAUUUUGCUACAAAACAGUUAUCGAUAACAAUGGUUUUUGACUGACGUUAAUAAUCUUGAUUUGCAUUCAAUGAUAACGAGCACACUUUAAAGUUUAUGGAACAUACGUAGCAGGCCUUU
This is a messenger RNA of Orbicella faveolata, 2952 nucleotides long. RefSeq lists its product as uncharacterized. Lineage: Eukaryota; Metazoa; Cnidaria; Anthozoa; Scleractinia; Merulinidae. Gene Ontology annotation, cellular component: cytoplasm. The record is from RefSeq and is a predicted model, not a curated record.